Molecule: messenger RNA, 1562 nt
Organism: Propithecus coquereli (Coquerel's sifaka)
Lineage: Eukaryota; Metazoa; Chordata; Mammalia; Primates; Indriidae
Gene: GDE1
Product: glycerophosphodiester phosphodiesterase 1
Exons: 5
Coding region: 176-1066 (296 amino acids)
Biological process (GO): lipid metabolic process
Molecular function (GO): phosphoric diester hydrolase activity
Source: RefSeq, a predicted model, not a curated record
CUGGACAGCCGGUUCCCCCUGUGGAUGUGUCCGCCGCCGCCAUUGUGCGGCGCUAGUCUCCUCAGAGGGUGCCAGCUGUGGCCAGUGCUUCGAGCGCUUCCCCUCGCUUCUCGCUCUCCUAUUCUGGGGGCCCGGCAGGUCCGGGACUCCUGUCCGUGCCGGUGCGGGCGCCGGCAUGUGGCUGUGGGAGGACCAGGGGGGCCUCAUGGGCCCCUUCUCCUUCCUGCUGGUGCUGCUGCUGCUGGUGACGCGCAGCCCCUUCAAUGCCUGCCUCCUCACAGGCAGCCUCUUCGUCCUGCUGCGCAUCUUCAGCUUUGAGCCGGUGCCCUCCCGCAGGGCCCUGGAGGUGCUCAAACCCCGGGACCGCGUUUCAGCCAUCGCCCAUCGCGGCGGCAGUCACGACGCCCCUGAGAACACGCUGGCGGCCAUUCGGCAGGCAGCUAAGAAUGGAGCAACAGGCGUGGAGUUGGACAUUGAGUUUACCUCUGAUGGGGUUCCUGUCUUAAUGCACGAUAACACAGUAGACAGGACAACCGAUGGGACUGGUCGAUUGUGUGAUUUGACAUUUGAACAAAUUAGGAAGCUUAAUCCUGCAGCAAAUCACAGACGCAGGGCUACUGAUGCUCUAAAGAAAGUGUAUAUGGAAUUUCCACGACUAUACAAUAAUAGUAUUGUCUGCUCUUUCUUGCCAGAUGUUAUCUACAAGAUGAGACAAACAGAUCCGAAUGUAGUAACAGCUUUGAUUCACAGACCUUGGAGCCUUAGCCAUACAGGAGAUGGGAAACCACGCUUUGAUACUUACUGGAAACAUUCUAUGUUUGUGAUAGUGGACAUUUUGCUCGAUUGGAGCAUGCAUAAUAUCUUGUGGUACCUGUGUGGAAUUUCAGCUUUCCUCGUGCAAAAGGAUUUUGUAUCCCCGAACUACUUGAAGAAGUGGUCAGCUAAAGGAAUCCAGGUUGUUGGUUGGACUGUUAAUACCUUUGACGAAAAAAGUUACUACGAAUCCCAUCUUGGUUCCCCCUACAUCACCGACAGCAUGUUGGAGGACUGCGCGCCUCACUUCUAGACUUUUACCCAGGGGAGGAAACACGGGUUCAGAAACUACCAGUGGCCUCAUGUAGGGAUAUCAAAAUACCCUUUGUGCUAGCCCAGGCCCUGGGGGAUAAGGUGGCUCACACAAGCAAUAGUUGUUAAUUUCAUCUUUACCUGAACCAAAGCAAAACCCAGUGUUGCCACCAUGCUCCAUGGAAUGCCUAAAUUCAACACUGUUGCUCUUGAAAAUCUGGGUCUGAAAAAAGGCACAACAGCCCCGCCCUGACCUACCUGAAAGUAUACACAGGGACCCAGUGACGAUAAGCACAGAUUGAGUUGUGCAGUUUGGGGAUGCAGAUGUAAAUGCAUGAGGCAUGCAUGAUCACUCAAGAGUUGACAUUUUAAAACUUGCCACACUUAAGUAUUUUACUUAUUUCAAAUAUUUGUAUUCAGCCAUGUUAACAAGGUACUGUAGAUGUCAAACUUGAGGCCAUACUAAUAAAAUCAUUAAAAGGAGCACUAAAGGAAAA